AGAAGAUCGUUGUUUAGUGUCGUCUCUUCCGAUCCAACAAUGCCAAUCUCCGGUGAAUCUCCGUCGCUGAUUCGUUAAUCUUCCUCCGUCUCUCUUGCUUUUCCCUCUCCGAUUCCUUCCGUUUCUCCGUCUGAUUUUCGCUGGAGCGCGCUUGUUAUCGAAAUUUCUCCGGGGUCUCUCUAUAUGACUGAGAUUUGCGAACAUUGUGUCAAAAAUUGAAGAGAUGGUUGAAACGAAAGAGAAAAAGGGUUUUGAUUUAAACGAGUGUGCUUCAAUUGAAGAUUUCAGUGAAUCUGAGCGUGAAACUGAUAGCUUGGUUGAUGAUGUGAUGGAGAGAACUCCGAAAGACGGUAACAUGGAGAAUGUGAUUGAGAUUAAGGAUAAGAAAAAAGGGAAGGUUAAGCCGAUUGAGCGUGAAAUUCUCAUUACGCGGAGGGUUCUUCGCUCAGGCUCUGUGGCAAGGGAUCUGGUAAACAGUGAUAAACAUCAUAAGGCUGUGAAAAAGAAAGGAAAGUGUGCUGAUAAGGGUGACAAGAUGGGUAAAGUUAGUGGCAGAAGUUCUGUUGAUGAGGUUAGAGAAGAAGUGGAACAAGAGCAUUUGAAAUCUCCUGUACAUGAGGAGAUUUGUGGAGAUGAUUUUGGAAAUCAAGUGAAAGUGGAAUCUACGGAUGACAGAUCAGAUGAUGGAAAUGGGAGUUUUGAGCCCCAUGGAAAAGAAGUGAAAGUUCAACGCAAAAGAGGAAGGCCUCGAAAGUUUGGGAUCAGCAGUCAAUCUGAUGAUCACGGCGCAAUCUCAAACUGUAAACUUGGGACAUCUUUAGAUAAGAAGGUAGAACUGGUAAGAGAUGAUAACGAUGUGAAACUUAUUGGCGGAAGCUGCUUUAACAAGGAGAAAGCAGAAGUAAAACUUGAGCACGGGGAAUAUGCUGAAGCUAAAGAGAUUCCUGGACCUGAUUUUAGGAGCCAGGUUAAGAUUGAAACCAAGGAUGAUGAAUGUGGUGGGAGUGUCAAGCCACAUGAUGAAGAGCUGCAAGUUAAACGUAAACGGGGAAGGCCUAGAAAGUUGCAGAUCAGCAGUCAAUCUGAUGAGAAUCGCCCUAACACAAACUGUAAACUUGCGAGAACUCCAGAAUUAAGCAGCCAGUCGAGUGUUGACAGGAUUAGUUUGAGUCUUCGGCGUGGUAGACCCCCAAAGACCAAGGAGACGGCAGUUGGCCUUCACAGAGAAAAGGACAAUGUCAACUGUACGCAUGGGAGCCCCCUAAUAAUUUCUGACCAGAGUAUGAGUGACUCUAUUGAUGAAUCCAGGAGAUCAAAAAGAAACUGCAGGGCUAAGGGACCUGAAUCUGAUGGAAAGAAGAUGGUACUUAAGCGUGGAAGACCUCCAACACCACAGAAAAAGAGGAAAUCGGGGAUGACAGAUGAAUCAGAUUAUAAAGCAAAGAAGAGACUAAAACUUUGUGAGAGUCCCUUGGAGUCACAGAACAACAAUCCCUUAAUUGAUGGCGAAAGGAUGAUUAGGGAACAACAGAAUAAGCAAACUGAAGCUGGAAGACUAUCCAGAUCAAAGUCUAAGAAAAUGCUUAGUGACCGGAUACUGCAGUUACUUCUAGCUGCUGGUUGGACUGUCGAAUAUAGGCCCCGAAAUGGGAGAGCCUAUGAAGAUGCUGUGUAUCUUAAUCCUGAGGGAAAGACUCACUGGUCAGUGACUAAGGCUUAUCAAGUUUACAAAAAACAUUUGGAAAGCAGCAUGAAUGAUCAAAUGAACUCUACCACUGGUUCUGGUUGUGGCUUGCUACCAGAAGAGGACCUUCACCUAUUAGGGAGAAGAAUUCAGAAAAAAAGGAGCGAUACAGGUAAGCAAAGGCCAAAAUUGAAGGACAGAGAUACGAAUGAAAACGUGGUUUCAACAAAGGGAAGGGGAAAACGUACACUACAUGGAAACAAAUUGCUGAAGGGAAAAAUGCAGAAGAAACGAAAAGGGAAUCACGGACACCACAACUUAGAAAGAAUUCCGGUGUCAGUUAGAAAAAUAAAGAGGGAAGAAAAACAUAAUAGAAAGCGUUGUACUCCGUCAGCGCGUAGUUCUUUAGAGGAUGCAGAUGCCAAGGAGGGUGGGUACAUUUUAUUUGAAGGGAAACGCACCAUGCUGGGGUGGAUGAUUGAUUCAACCAUUGUGCCACUUAACGGAAAAGUUCAGUGCAUGGACUGCAAGAAGACAGACAUGCUUCUAGAAGGAAUAAUUACAAAAGAGGGUAUUCGAUGCAACUGCUGCGAUGAAGUGUUCUCUGUUCUUGAUUUCGAGGUUCAUGCUGGAGGGAAGCACAACCAGCCACUCAAAAGUCUGUAUUUAGAGGGUGGGAAUUCUCUCUUGCAGUGCCUCCAUGACUUUAUGAAUAAACAAAGUGAAUCACAACAUAAAGGGUACCAUUUUGUGGACUUUUGUUCUGGAGAUCCAAAUGAUGAUACGUGUGGUAUUUGUGGGGAUGGGGGAGACCUUAUCUGCUGUGAUGGGUGCCCAUCAACAUUCCAUCAGAGCUGCUUGGACAUAAAAAAAUUCCCUUCUGGUGCCUGGUAUUGUUGCAACUGCUCAUGCAAAUUUUGCGAGAAAGUUGAGGCAGAUAUACAUGACACUUCAACUCUACACUCCUUAUCAAGUUGCCGCCUAUGUGAAGAGAAAUAUCACCAAGCAUGCAUCAACCAAGAUGGCACAGUGCCUGGUGAAAGGAGUAUUGAUUCAUUUUGUGGAAAGUAUUGUCAAGAGUUAUUCGAGGAACUUCAGUUACUCAUUGGAGUAAAACACCCACUGCCUGAGGGCUUUUCCUGGUCAUUCAUUCGCCGCUUUGAGCUCCCUAGUGAGGUUGCCGAUUGUGACAUAUCUGAGAGGGUUGCAUAUAAUGCCAAAAUGGCUGUUGCAUUUUCUGUUAUGGAUGAGUGCUUUUCACCUUUGGUUGAUCACAGGAGUGGAGUCAACCUGCUUCAAAACAUUGUUUAUAAUUUUGGGUCGAACUUCCAUCGGCUAAAUUUCAGCAGUUUUCUCACUGCUGUUUUGGAGAGGGGUGAUGAAAUCAUUGCUGUGGCGUCUAUCAGGAUCCACGGCAAUCAACUGGCAGAAAUGCCGUUUAUAGGAACCCGCUAUAUGUACAGGCGUCAAGGGAUGUGUCGUCGACUAAUGGAUGGCAUUGAAUCUGCGCUCGGUUCUCUCAAAGUAGACAAGUUAGUCAUACCAGCAGUGCCAGAACUGAUUGAUACAUGGACUUCAGGCUUUGGCUUUGCGCCUGUUACUGAAUCAGAGAAAAAAAAAAUUAAGAAUCUGAACUUGUUGGUGUUCCCUGGUGUAGACAUGUUGGGGAAAUCAUUGGUGAAGGAGAAGAUCACUGACUCAAUUGUGUCCUCUUCCAAUGGUUUAGUGUUGUUGGCACCUGAGAUGACCUUGCCUGUAGAUGUCGAGGAAAAUAAACCUGAGGAGUCUAAAGACAGUGCACACGAGCGAAAUUGUGCAACUGCUGAUGUUGAAUCCUCUUCUUACCCAGUUGAGAGCUGUUUGAAGUUAACGAAUGUAGAAGAUGGGGAUAAUGAAACAGAGAAUCUGAAGUUAUUUAACCGGUCCGUGGAGGAGAAAGAAGAGAUUAGAAAACUGACAGAUAUAGACAUCAAUUCCCUUCCCGAUGAAGUUGAUGAUUCCCAUGUGGAUCAAACUGAUAUAAAAAGGCACGAAAGUGGUGAUUUAGAAGAUAAGACGCCAUUAUCUGAUGAUGGCUGUGGAGGUAAAGCUGAGGGUACUGAGGAGUCAGAUCAACAACCCGAUUGUAACAUGAUAGAUCAUUCCCAGCCACUUGGUAAUGGUGGUACAGGGGAAGAGAUUGUCAACAAAAACUUAACGCUAAAGAGAGAAGUGACUACCACAUUGCGAGCAUCACCCCGACUGAUUCAAAGAUCGUGGAGAACAUCGCGGGUGAACCAGAAGUACACAGGUACUACUAAUGCCGUAUUGCUCGACUCUCCACACCGUUGUGUCUGAGGCUCAUUGCAUAGACAGAGCUUUUGAUGUUUUGUGCAUAUGACCAGUCUAACGCAUUUUGUCUAAAGAUGAGCAGCUCUUUUGCUAUUUCCGGGUGACAACGGAAAGGCGCAGUUGAAAGAAAAGUAGUCAGAAUUC
Molecule: messenger RNA, 4159 nt
Organism: Arabidopsis arenosa
Lineage: Eukaryota; Viridiplantae; Streptophyta; Magnoliopsida; Brassicales; Brassicaceae
Source: the annotation of a GenBank genome assembly